This is a messenger RNA of Lucilia cuprina (Australian sheep blowfly), 1779 nucleotides long. It is a transcript of the gene mus81, whose product is annotated as crossover junction endonuclease MUS81. The record is from RefSeq and is a predicted model, not a curated record. The transcript has a single exon. Gene Ontology annotation, molecular function: crossover junction DNA endonuclease activity; DNA binding; 3'-flap endonuclease activity. The coding region runs from base 95 to 1354 and encodes 419 amino acids. Gene Ontology annotation, biological process: DNA catabolic process; mitotic intra-S DNA damage checkpoint signaling; double-strand break repair via break-induced replication. NCBI's taxonomy places the organism in Eukaryota, Metazoa, Arthropoda, Insecta, Diptera, Calliphoridae. Gene Ontology annotation, cellular component: nucleus; Holliday junction resolvase complex.
UUUAAUAAAAUUAAGUUCAACGCACAAAAAACAAAACAAAGCUUUCUCUGCUGUACUAAUUAAUUUCUUAUAUUAUUUUGUUAAAAAACAUCCCAUGCCUCUACAACGCCUGGAGCUAAGACUACAAAAUCCUAACGCAAUUUUUGAGGGUUGGUUGAAGCGUUGGAUACAUGAAGCCGAAACCAAAAGAUGUAAAUCACAGUAUAAAUUACGCGAAGCAUUGGAUGCACUAAAAAUGUAUCCCCUUCCAUUGUCUUCUGGCAGGGAAUGUGCCAUACUGAGAGGUUUUGGUUCAACACUUUGCAAUCUAAUAGAUCAAGAAAUGCAAAAGCAGAUGACAGCAGCCGAAGCUAUUGGUUUAAAUAGCACUUUGUACGAGGAAGACCUAAAAAUAGUAGUGGAAACUGUAAAGAAAACUAGGAUAAAAGUUUUACCAUCUAAGGAAAAGAUAGUAAAAUUGUCAAAAAAACAACAAAAAGCCAUUGCAGAGGAAGAGGAACGUACUAAACAAGUUUCGAUGAGUCCCGGAACAUUCAGAAUAAUACUUCUGGUAGACACACAGGAGACAAGUGGAAAAAAUAAAAAAAAUUUAGAUCAAACUCGAGGUUAUUUAGAAUCUUUAAGUGUAGAAUUUGAAGUAAGGCGCUUAACUGUCGGAGAUUUUCUUUGGAUUGCACGUGAUAAAGAAGGUAAUGAGUUGGUUCUCCCACAUAUAGUCGAACGUAAACGAAUGGAUGACUUAGCAUCUAGUAUAAGAGAUGGACGAUUUCAUGAGCAAAAACAUCGACUCCAUCAAAGUGGUAUACAACAUAUUAUUUAUCUAAUAGAAGAUUAUGGGGACAAUGAGCAUGUGGGUCUUCCCUUAGACAACCUUAAACAAGCUCUUAGUAAUACUUUAAUUCAUAACAAUUUUGCCAUAGAACACACUGAAAACCAUCGUCGCUCUAUGAUGUAUUUGCAAGGUUUGACGAAUUUUUUCAUAAGGCUUUAUAAAGAUAAAGUACUUCUAAGUUGUGAAAAAGAAGAUAUUCAAAUCAAUGAACCUAGCCAACGUAUGGUAGGUCUGUUGAAAUUUAAGGCGCUCUAUGAUGAUUCUGCUCGUAAUGCCCAGCUGACAAUUCGUGAGGUUUUUGUUCAGCAGCUAUUGCAAUUACAUUCCUUGUCUCUAGAAAAGGCUUUGGCUAUAGUGUCGUUCUACCCUACACCUCGGUGUUUAAUGGAUGCAUACGAUAAUUGUGAAUCUGUUAGUAAGGCUCGCAAUCUAUUAACCAAUAUAAGUAGUGGCCAAUUGGAAAGACCAUUAGGUGAUAAACUAAGUCAAACAAUAUAUAAUUUUUAUCGAAGUGAUUUUUAGUUUAAACAUGGUAGGUUUUAUUAAAAAUAAAUUUAUAAACUAAAAUUAUCAUCUUAAGUUCUGUACUGAUUUAUUUAAAAAAUUGCACUGUAUGUGCAAUUUUUUAAAUAAAUCAGUACAGAACUUAAGAUGAUAUCGGUAACUUAAGUGCGAUUACAAUAAAACAUUACCCCUUUUAUUACAAUGUUUGUUCAAUUUAAUGUUUCCAAUCUUUAGGUGAAUGAUUAGGGAUUAAAUUAAAAUUAAUUAAUAACAUCGUCCAAAACUUAAAAUAAGACUCGAACCAGAUGGAACUUAAUGGAAAAAAACUUCUUUGAUCCUGUGUCCUUUUUAAAGAACUUCAAAGUUUUAAGAAGUACAUUUUUAAACAAUAUUUUAAAAUACUUCUACUGAUCAAACAAUGCCAAAUUUGAUGUCAAGCUUAC